Molecule: messenger RNA, 1887 nt
Organism: Haliotis rubra (blacklip abalone)
Lineage: Eukaryota; Metazoa; Mollusca; Gastropoda; Lepetellida; Haliotidae
Exons: 8
Coding region: 49-1257 (402 amino acids)
Source: RefSeq, a predicted model, not a curated record
UGUUUACUUCCCCAAUCUGAUAAUUUGAAACUCAUACACAAACAGAAUAUGACAUAUUUAGUGUUGAUUCUUGUCGUACAAAUUUUCGUCAAUACAAGUAUGCAACACCCGUCACUUUCCGUAGCAGGAAGCAGACUUUCGGCUUGUUACGGGCAUACAGGACUUGCUACGAGCGUACCUGGUAGGCAGGUGACACGACGGACAAAGAUGGCGUCUGCCAGGAUUAUGUUACCUGUCGUCGUUGUCGGAGCAAUAACCACUCUACCAAUUGGCACUAUAGCUGGUACGUCACUGAACAUGACCCAAACGCCUCCUCUCGCUUUCUUGGGACUGUCGCUUCAAUUUAAGUGUCAUCUCAAGACAAACACAACAUCUGGAGCUCUACUCUUCCAUAGGAACACUUUCAACAAGUGUUCGGUGGAGAGAGGUGAUUGUACCCAAUACGCGUCCGACAGGAAGUCCAAGACCAAGUACUCCUGUGGAUGUGGUCAGCAGGAUGACGGUAACUACGUCUACAUCCUCAACGCCUCUUCCUUACACGACGACGUUGUUGGAGACUGGAGAUGUGAACAUUACGGUUUUAGCAACAUCAUCCAUGUUAAUCUGACAGAACCUGAAGGUCCAACACAGAUACAACUGGGCAAGACAGAACCCCCGACUACGGACGUAGACGUCGUCAACCUGACCUGCUCGGCCAACUGUCUCCCUGAUUGUCGGUACAGCUGGACCAAGAGUGGACAGGAUCUGACCAGUCAAACCAGGGGGAGUCGGGGUCAAGUCUUAGAACUCAGGAAGCAGGACAGUGGAUAUUACACCUGCACAGCCGUCAACCUCUUGUCAAAUCACACCAACAGCAUAUCAUAUGUUCAGAAUGUUCCUCCAUCCCAUGACCCCGUGGCUGCUGAUGCAGGACUGUCGAUGUUUGGGUUUGGUGUGGGUGCUGGCGUCGCCGGCAGUGUGGUUGUCGUUAUAAUCGUUUCCUGCCUCGUCCUCAGAAAAUACCGGAGGAUGAAAAGGGCUGUGGAUUUCCCGUACGCCUCCACGCAGCAGUUGCCCAAUGCUGGAAUGGAACACAGCCACUACCAGGAACUCCCCACCCCCCAACUGGUUGAUGGGGGAUACAGUCUGGCGGAUGGUGACCGCGCUGAGGUGUUUACAAGGAAGGUUGACACAAAAGAAACCGACGGCACAAACACCAUCACGGCAACCAACCCGGUCUACGACCUCAUCCACGACGACAGGGUCCUACCUAAGUAAGAACAACCCCGGACUCACAUGGGCGGUCAUAGAGGUCACCAAGGUCACAUUGAACGUUGACGUCAACGUCAUAUGCAUCAGUGACGUUUCCAUACUAUAGAUUCUUUGUCACCGUCAACAUGUUCCAUUAAGCAGUACACGUGUUUCCUGUUUGUGUUAAGCUACCUUCUGGUACAGAUCUGAUGAACAUGACAUUGAGGUUAUACUUCUUCACAGUAAAGAGGCUCCACGAUCUGCUCUGCAUUGGGUCCUUCACAAAAGGGCAGCAAAUGAAUUGAAUUGAAUCGGCUGCGAGACGCACUGAUGCUGAGGAAUAAAAUGUGUCCCAGAUGCCAAUCCACAUCACAUUCAUUAAACAAUAAAAUUGGUUCCUGCACUCUGUUAAUGUAUAUAGAACAGCAAAAGAGACGCCGGUUUCGAAAAAAAAUGAAACCUCUAAAAGUAAGCGUCCAUGUUGAUGGAACGUUCAUGGUAAAGUGAAAAAAGCCAGACUUACGUUUCUUUUGCUGUUCAGUAUGUGAAUAGUUUCAAGACUGUGUUUCUUGUUUGUGGAAACCGAUUUGUACAUACGCAUAGUUGCACUAUAUUGCAGAAGAAGUGUGAAGUUAUCUUCAGAGUGUCAUUCUGUGG